Messenger RNA from Closterium sp. NIES-67, 2716 nucleotides. NCBI's taxonomy places the organism in Eukaryota, Viridiplantae, Streptophyta, Zygnematophyceae, Desmidiales, Closteriaceae. The record is from the annotation of a GenBank genome assembly.
GCCUAAGUGACAUUGGGUGAGGAGACUCCUUGAUAAGGAGGUGCGGCUGGAGAUAGUGAAGACCCAUCAACAGGCAGCAGAUAUUUUCACUAAGCGUCUGGCGGAGGCGGAUCAUUGGAAGGGCAUGAAGCUUGCUGGGAUGAGUGUGCAUUGAGUAUGCAUGCUUGAGAUACCGCCCCUCUUCAUGCGGCAUUGAGCUUCCCGCGCGCACCUGGAUAGUUUCUGCGGGUUGACGAGCCACCCCAACACAACGGCUCUGAAACUUGGGAGAACAAAUUCAGAGGCGAGGCGAGGAGAACAGAACCAGAUCUCUGUCUUGUGAGUUGGUCUCGCGAAGCACUGACCCCCUUGGUCUGCUCAGAAGUCUACAGCUUCUUCUUGUAGGAGGACAGUGUACUUUCAAGUUUAGUAGCUCGACAGAGUUUGGUUUCCAGAUCAGCUUUUUGCAGAAUGGGUCUCAAGCGGCAUGCGUACGAGACACAAACCAACUUCCUACCAGCAUGCCUCCUCGUCGCGUUUUGCCUCUUCGGCGUCUGGCUCUUCGCCAAGUCCGGCCAUCCUCCACCAACGGCCACUGAAGUGAUAAUCGAAACCUCUCGCGUGGGAACCGGCGGGCAGGUUGUCGUGGUGGAGGACAGCGUCGACAUCACCGAGACGCCCGACGCCGAUAUCGGCGAACCUAAGGCCGUAUUUUCCCAACCGGAUUUGUCCGCGGGGGAUGUGGAGAGCUUCCAAUCCGCCGAAUCGGCGUCUAUAGGUGGCGUGUCCAAGUCGCCCAAAGACUCCGAACCCAUGGAGGAGGAGCCGGAGUUGGCGUUUGAGUACUCGCUGUGCGCCGACAAGGGCGUGGACCACAUCCCGUGCCUCGACAACGAGAAGGCCAUCGCCGCGCUCAAGUCGCGCUCGCACUACGAACACCGCGAGCGGCACUGCCCCACGGGCGACGACACUCUGCAGUGCCUGCUGCCUCUGCCCAGCGGCUACAAGCCCCACAUCAACUGGCCUGAGUCCAGGGAUCAGAUCUGGUACGACAACGUGCCGCACCCGAAGCUGGCGUCGUACAAGGCGGACCAGAACUGGGUGAAGCCGGAGGGCGACAAGUUCAUCUUCCCGGGCGGCGGCACGCAGUUCAAGUACGGCGCCACCAAGUACAUCGAGUGGUUGCAGGAGGCCGUGCCCUUCCUCAGCUGGGGCAAGCACAUCCGCACGGCGCUCGACAUGGGCUGCGGCGUCGCCAGCUUCGCGGCGUACCUGGAGCCGUUCAGCACGCGCGUGAUGUCGGUGGCGCCCAAGGACGAGCACGACGCGCAGAUCCAGUUCGCGCUCGAGCGCGGCGUCAGCGCCAUGAUCGGCGUCAUGGGCACGCAGCGCCAGCCAUACCCGUCGAACGUGUUCGACAUCGUGCACUGCGCGCGGUGCCGCGUGCCGUGGCACCGCGAGGGCGGCAAGCUGCUGCUGGAGCUCAACCGCGUCAUCCGCCCCGGCGGCUACUUCGUGUGGUCCGCCACGCCCGUCUGCCCCAAGUGCAAGGCCAAGGAGCCCGACGACAAGGAGAUCUGGGAGGCGAUGUCGGAGCUGACGGCGAACAUGUGCUGGCGCAAGGCGGCCAAGGAGAUCAACAUGGCGUUCGGCGUGGGCGUGAUGGUGUGGCAGAAGCCCACGGACAACGACUGCUACGACAGCCGCGACGAGGGCACCGUGCCGCCCAUGUGCCCCGAGGAGGAUAACGCCGACGCCGCCUGGUACGUGCCGAUCCAGGCGUGUAUGCACCGCGUGCCCACUAAGGAGAAGACACGUGGCGUGGGGUGGCCGGUGGAGGGCAAGGACCGUCUGAGCGUGGUGCCCGCGUGGCUGGAGGGCGUGCAAAAGGGCAUCUACGGGCGGCGCGCGGCGGUGGAGUUCGACGCGGACAAGGCGCAUUGGCUGCGCGCGUACCGCACGUACCUCACGGAGAUGGAGAUCGAGUGGGCUUCCGUGCGCAACGUCAUGGACAUGGACGCACACUACGGCGGGUUCGGCGCCGCCCUGGAGGCGUCGGCGAAGCCGGUGUGGACGAUGAACGUGGUGCCGGUGACGAGCCCCGACACGCUGCCCAUCAUCUUCGACCGCGGGCUGCUGGGCGUGUACCACGACUGGUGCGAGUCGUUCAACACCUACCCCCGCACCUACGACAUGCUGCACGCCGACCGCCUCCUCGGCUCCUUCGCCACCAGCUCCAAGUGCGGCGUGGCGGACGUGAUGCUGGAGAUGGACCGCAUCCUGCGGCCGCUGGGCUACGUGAUCGUGCGGGAGGUGGACGCGUCGCACAUCAAGCUCAUCCAGGCCGUGGCGCGCGGCAUGCACUGGGACGCCGUCUCCAGCAUCCAGAAGCACAACGAGACGCUCCUCACCUUCCGCAAAACCAUGUGGCGGCCCGACCCCGCCGUGGACGCCACCAAGUCGGAGGAGUGAAUGGGGAGAGAAGACGGAGAAAGAAGGCGUCGUGAGUGGAUUGUGGUUUGAGGAGACGAGAGGGAAUGGACCUUGGGGGUCUGCCCGUGGGUCUAGCCCUUCCAUUGGUCUUACUAUACUAGCUUGUCUGUUGCUCUAGCAUUAUAGCUGCCCCUUAGGGAGUUUGAUUCAUUCUUCUUUCCUGACAAGUUUUAGGUAUACUUUAAUAUUGAUCUCAACAUAGUCUAUCGUCUUGGGUUGGUAGCAAUAAUCUAGUGUGAGACAU